Cryptomeria japonica (Japanese cedar) is the source of this 2606-nucleotide messenger RNA. RefSeq lists its product as uncharacterized. Bases 1107 to 2045 code for a protein of 312 amino acids. The record is from RefSeq and is a predicted model, not a curated record. NCBI's taxonomy places the organism in Eukaryota, Viridiplantae, Streptophyta, Pinopsida, Cupressales, Cupressaceae. The transcript is spliced from 13 exons. Gene Ontology annotation, molecular function: mRNA binding.
UACAUACAAUAAAAAGAAACUAUAAAACGGAGGAAUUCGUUAAUUUAGCGGGCCUCCUGAACUCAAACUAAGUUUCGUUCAAUAUUUACUUCGAUUCUACUCUCUUGUGUUCAACGCUAAUAAUAUCGAUCAAUAUCAACAUUGGAGGUGCACUUCCUCUAUAUAGCAGGAAAGUUGGUUGAAGAAACUUAGAUCAAUAUGAGAGGAGCAUCCAGAAAGGAUUUUAUUGUGUUGAUAUUGCCUGGUUUUAGAUGCAAUUGAUUUCAGCUAUCUUUUCAACAAGACCAAUAUGUGCAAGCUACUUGUCAUAUUUUGCCAAUCACAUCUGAUUCAAUAAAAAUAUCUUGGCAAAAUUUUUCAAUUCCUCUUUUCUAGGAAUACGUCCGGCAUUUUUGAAGGGCUUUAAUUCAACACAAACUUUUUAAUGAUGUGCAGCUGAUUAUACUACUUAUAUGCUAUUCAUUUCCUUGAAGUUUGAAGUGAACACGUUCUAGUUGUAAAGCAUUCAAAGUGUCAAGAAGAUGACAGUUGAUGAUGAAAACUCAGUAUAUGUUGGGGGUCUUCCAUAUGAUUCUACUGAAGAUUCUGUUCGGAGGGCCUUCGAGAUAUAUGGCACAGUCAUUGCUGUAAAGAUAUUUAUAUAUUCCAGAUAUGCUUCAUCAUACAUCUUAUCCAAGAUAUUCGGGCAUCUACACAUGAAUUUGACAUGAAUAGACCUCUGCCACAUGAAUUAUUCAUUAUCAUCAGGAACAUGUUUACUUCGAUAUUGCUUUUUAGUGCGGCAACAUAUCGCUUAUCUUGAUUGAUCGGUGGCACUUCUGGGCCUCUUGGAUAUAUAUUAUUCUAUUACUGUUGCAAUUGUUCGUAAUUUGGACUCUUCUUUCAACUUUGCAAUGCGGUUGUGUUACUGUCGGAGAAAGUUUGAUCAGAUCUUAGGUUGGUCAGGUCUGUUGGUGGCCCCUCAUGCUUGGACUAAUCUCAAAGUUAUUAUACUCUGCAUCACGAGAAAUUAUGAAGGUUUCACUAUUUCAAGGAAUCUUGGGCUGCAGACCAAGUUUUCCAACGUUUAUUGUUUAUGAUCAUUAUUGUCUAGCUUGUGUUAAACAAUGUGGCGACAGAGCUUGAUGAUUGUGAAUGACCGCGAUUUUGGGGGUAAAUGCUAUGGGUUUGUCACUUUUACUAAUCCCAGAGCAGCAGUCAAUGCAAUCAAAGAUAUGGAUGGAAGGGUGAUUGGUGGGAGGAUUGUGAGAGUGAAUGAAGUGAAGAGUAAGUCAUCGAGGACAUCCUUCACUCGAGAUAACCAUUUUAGGGACCUCGACAGAGAUAGAGACAGCAGAGAAAGAGAGAGGAACAAAGAUGGGGACAGAGAGAGAUACAGAGAUAGAGCCAGAGAUACGGAUAGGGAUCGGGAUUGGGAUGAGGAUUGGGAUCAAGAUCGAGAUAGAGACCUGAGAUUGAGAAAUCGAACAGGAGCUUCUCGGUACAUAUCUUCACCAAUUAAACGAAAAUUAUCUCCUACAAAUAUUAACUCCACAAGGAAACGCAUUCUACAUGAGAGGGAUAGUUCACCGAGAGGAAGAAGUCUCUCUGGUGGAAGUACUUCAGACAAAAAGCAGGAUGUGUCUCUGUCUCCUUCGCCUAAGAGAGCUGAACGCAGUAUGCGGGCUGCUGAAAAUUCCAACAGGCAAAGGGUGAGUACAUGGAAAGAAAAGGAAUCGGAGAAGGUUAAAGAAGAACUGGAGAAAGCCAUUAAAAAACAUGAUGAUCUAAAACAUGAGAUUGCCAGAAUGGAGGAGGAAUCUGACAAGAAAUCGCUUCUCAUAUCUGAGAUGCAUAAGAAAUCACAGAAACUGGAGGAAUCCAUUGCUCUUGUCAGGAAAGCAACUCUGCAACGUGAAACACAGUUUAGGAAGAUGCAAAGUUGCUUCUUGCAGAUUAAAGACUAUACAGAAAAACUCAAAAGCAGUGAAGAAGAAUUACAGUCCCUUGUUGAUGCAUCAAUUCUUGAUAUGAGUGGCUUAGAAGACAGAUGCAAUGAGGAUUAGUAAUCUAUGCAUGCCAGUGUGACCUGAUCUUUAGAGAGGAGGACUUGGAUUACAGAGCCUAAGAUAUUUUUGCAGGGUUGAAUUGUAUUUAUUCUCUUGGUGUACAUUUUUAUUUGUAAGUGAUAGAAAGUAGAUGCUGCUGUUACUUUUACCAUUAAAAGGGUGAGCAAUCUGUAAGGCACAUAUAAAAAUUCGUGGAAUGAAAUGAAAGAUUUUAAUAAUGUCCAUGAGGCCAAAGCAGCCUAUGGGAUCCACUAACAACACACACAACACACCCUACAGCCUCCUUUCUAGAUCUGCUCUUCUACAGUGAAUUUUGAUCAAUUAGUUUGCUGUUUUGUCUAGUUCUGUUUCUUCAAACAAAGUGUUUAGAUUGUCUGUUUUCAAAAUGUCCUCAUAGUUGGCACGGAUGUCAUAGUAUGCUAAGCAUUCCAUGACAAAAUGUCGUUCUGUCUGUAUUGCUUCCAUGUUGUAAAACAGGCGUAUUCUAUUUUCCCACUCUCCUUUAGGUAUCAUCCAUUUACCUGUUUCAUGCCUGAGGUGAUGGGAGCUAGUUCUUAA